UGCACGUACACAAGUUAGCUAGCUCUGUUUUGUCCUCUAAACCUUUUCGUUUGCGUUUAUUUUAUGAAAGAAAUAAUUAUUUGUGCUAUAAUAAUAAUUAACAAUAAUAAUUGUAAUAACAAUACAUCUAACAUCUAACUAGCAUUUACAUUCUGCUAAAUAACAAUUGUUGUUGGUAUCUAUCUAGCUAUCUAUUUAUCUGUCUGUCUGUAUGUCUCUCUAUCUGUAUCCCUCUGUCUGUCUCUCCCUCUAUUUAUCUAUCUGUCUAUCUCUGUCUGUCUGUCUCUAUUUUUAUCUAUCUAUUCAUCUAUCUAUCUAUCUGAGAGGUUUUAUUCAUAAUUUGUUUAAAGAGAAGAGCUGAACAUUUUACUGUGCUAAAACAGUUCAAUUUAUAGAAAAUCUGCAAAUUCUAAACAUUUGCUCAUAACUAAAUCUCUCUUAUAACAAAAUCUAAUUUGCUCAUACCUAAAUCUCUGUUUAUUUUAAAUUCUUGCUUUUUUAAGAGAAUAAAUGUCAAACGAAUGCAUUCGGAUUUUUUUUUUAACUAAAAAGGAAAUAUUUCACUAACAGCAGUGCACUCAGAGGUCUGUAGUGGCGCUUACUAAGCGUGUAGUCGUCUGAUUGGUUGAGCACAGACUCGGUAGCGCGCACCCUUCUGGGAUAUGUAGUUCCGCAAACCUCACUUACUCGCUGAUCUUUGCUGUUUCAUACCGAACUGUGAAAACUACAGUAGGAGGGCGGGGGCAGCUCCUUGUUUGUAGGCGUGGCUUGAUACGCACGCGGUGGUUGAUUGUUAAAGCGGCCGCGCGCGUCGCGUGUGUGCAUGACUCCUGUACGGGGUGAUGACAGCUGGGAAGCUCGCGCUCAUAUAAGAGAGAGGACAGGACGCGUUAAUGAUAAUAACGGAAUGCCGGACACGAGGCGCAUCUCAUGGAGGACAAGCGUGCUGACUGUCAGCCUGGUUGGACUUUUAAAACUGUGCCAGAUCACAUACGGUUUGACAGGUGUUCUGGACGACUGCUUCUGCGACAUCGAGAGCAUCGAUGUCUUCAACAACUUCAAGAUUUUUCCUCUCAUACGCAAGCUCAUUGAAAGAGACUACUUUAGAUAUUACAGGGUGAACCUGAAGCGCCCAUGCCCAUUCUGGCCCGACGACAGCCACUGCGCUAUCAAGGACUGCCACGUGGAGCCCUGCCCAGAGAGCAAGAUCCCAGUGGGAAUUAAAUCGGGCAACUAUAAUAAGUAUUCUAUCGUUGCGAACAGAGACAUUGAGGAAUGUGAACAGGCCCAUGAACUGGGUGCCAUUAACAGCACACUGAGUAAUCAAAGUAAAGAGGCUUUUGAGGACUGGGCUCACCAUGACGAUGCUCAGGAUCACUUCUGUGGCCUGGAUGAUGAGACAUCUCCCGAUGCCGAGUAUGUGGAUCUGCUGUUGAAUCCCGAACGGUACACAGGGUACAAAGGACCCUCUGCUUGGAGAGUGUGGAACAGCAUCUAUGAGGAGAACUGCUUCAAGCCACGGUCUGUGUAUCGGCCUCUUAACCCCUUGGCCCCAAGUCGUGGCGAUGAUGAUGGUGAAGGCUUUUACAACUGGCUGGAAGGAUUGUGUUUGGAGAAGAGAGUGUUCUACCGGCUCAUUUCUGGCCUCCACAGCAGCAUUAAUAUCCACCUGUGUGCUGAAUACCUGCUGGAUGAGCGCUGGGGGAAGGCUCUGUGGGGACCCAAUGUGCACGAGUUUCGUCGGAGGUUCGACUCUGCUGAAACCAAGGGCGAGGGAACACGCAGGCUGAAGAACCUUUACUUCCUGUACCUGAUUGAGCUGAGAGCGCUGUCCAAAGUGGCGCCAUAUUUCGGGCGUUCGUUUAUUAACCUGUACACGGGCAACUCACAGGAAGACUCAACUACCAAAGAGCUACUCCUGCAGAUCUUCAACGAGACCAAAGCUUUCCCCAUGCACUUUGAUGAGAGCUCCAUGUUUGCAGGCCACGAACUGGAAGCUAAAAGGUUAAAGGAAGAGUUCAGGCUCCAUUUUAAGAACAUUUCUCGUAUAAUGGACUGCGUGGGCUGUAGUAAAUGUCGACUGUGGGGGAAGUUGCAGACCCAAGGACUGGGCACGGCCCUCAGGAUUCUCUUCUCUGAGAAAGAGAUCAAGAAUCUUUCAGAAAACAGUCCCUCGAAAGGCUUCCAGCUCACACGCCAGGAAAUUGUAGCACUGCUUAACGGCUUUGGGAGACUCUCCACCAGUAUAAAAGAGCUACACAACUUCAGAACGCUUCUAAAGGACCAAAGGUAACACACACCUCGACCACCAGGUGGUGCUAACCCAGAGGACCCUGCAGUAGUCUCAACUUCCACAAUCUGAGACCUUUAUCAGGAACUGUAGAGUUGAAUGUGGCCAACAGGAACUCCCCCAGCUGAGCUUGCCAAAUCCCUCUGCUCUCUUCUGCUUUUCUCUGCUGCCUGACUAACAGGAAAUAAAAACACUGCAGCUCAAGCGUGGCAAACCGCCAGCUUCUGAUGGAAACAGGAAUCAGAGGCAGGACCAGAGUGCACGCACCACGUUUCCUAAUCGAUGACCCAGACCUCACAGCUCUUUCUAAUUUGCUCCUCAAAAAGUAGUUGUUUUUGUUUCUGUUUUUAGGGUGUCUGUAUGUGUGUUGUGUAAGAGAGCAGGUAUGAAUGUAAUAUGUUUGUAUGUCAGUAAGAACAUGUACACACAUGAGGCUUUUUUGGAAUUUUACUUUUUUUUUUUUUUUUUUUUUUAAUGUGUUUCCUAUCUCUAGAGACAGGCAGGUUAAUAAUUGUCUUUCAUAUUUACUUGCAGUGCUGCCAAAUAGUUCCAUAGGCUUUUUCUGUCUUAAAAUGAGGAAAUGUAGCAUAUGUUACAACUCGGAGCAACUCAUAACAAGCAAUAUGCUUACAGUCUAUUAAAUUGUCUUUAAAUUGUCUGCAGUGAAAACUUCAGUGUUAAUGUUAAACACUUGCUUGGUUCGUUUGAGAGUUUUAAGUUUAAAAAAAAAGUUAUAUUUGUGUCAGAUAUUUUCUCUUUAUUUGUGUUUCAUUAUUAUUAUUAUUAUUAUUUUUUUAAAGACUCAUCUGUGAAGGAGUGUGUAUGUUUGUGAGUGAGAGAGAGAGAGAGAGAAAGUUCUUUUUCUUUCUUAUUACGGGGAAUUUGGACCAAACACGUUUCCCAUGUUGGUUCUCUGGUGAUUUCAGCACAUUGUAAGUGUGAGUGCAAGCUGCCAAAUAUUUUCUGUACACAUAGAUACAAUACAGUCAGCUCAAAACCUAUAGUCACCCUUCAUAAAAAUUCAUCAAGAAGUAAUGUAUGGAAUAAAACCGAAGUACAAAAAAAAAAUGCAAUAAAAAGCAAAACUGUUAAUUAUAAUGUUGUUUAGUUUCUAUAGUCAAUUUGACUUUGACUUUUCAUGAAGGGUGAUUAACCUACUUGAAUCCUUGUUCUUACACUGAGCCAGUUUAUUUUAUAUACUUUCAUUACUCAUUUGUUGCAGUGUGUCAGCUACUUGUACCCUGUCCUGUCCGUCAACACGGGGCACAAUAGUACCUUCCCUAACAAUAUUAUUUUUUUUAGGUUGUCUAUUACAACCAAAAGAAGUAAUGUAGACACCAGGUAUGUCUAAUAGACUGGCAGCUUAAUCACUCUACCUAAUCAACAUAAGACUAAGAGGAGAUCAGCUGUGUGUGUGUGUGUGUGUGUGUGUAUGUGUGAGUGUGUAGUGUUGCAUGAUCGUAGAGCACCACAGCGUCCUGCGUGUUCCACUCGUUUGCCUUAACAUUACUAAGCGAUUACAAUUUGUAAAAAGCUUACAUACAGGAAACCUCUCUACUAAACAGAUCGCGUCUUUUAGAGUUCCUACGUUUUCUUCAAUAAAAUAAUUUUAAAAAACAACAACUCAAAAUGUGAUCCCUUCCCAUUUUCUGAUUUCUGUCUUCUGUGCUUGAAAUUAGCGAUACUGGCCGUUUUUUUAAGUGUUAAAGAAAGGAUUAUAAUUCUCACUUUAAAAUAGGAAGAACCCAGCUAAAGGACAUAAAAGUUUUUUUUUAGCACUUAGGAUCUGACUAAACAUUUACACAUUGACCUGAGAGCAUCAAAGGUCAUCUCAAGCCAGUCUGCAGAGUCCGCAAAUAUGCUCCUUUAGAAUGAGUGUGUGAUGUGGUAUCUAAUGCUUUUUUUUCUUAUCGGUCCUAAAUAUGCACCAUUUGUUAAAUAAAUAUUUUGUUUUCCAGAUUUCCUUCCUGUCUAUGUGCAUUAUAAUGACUGAUUGGUUUAUUUGUGAACUUGUCGAAUCUAUUUAUUUUAAAAGAGGAAUAAAUCUUUCGGUCAUUGGA
Molecule: messenger RNA, 4350 nt
Organism: Clarias gariepinus (North African catfish)
Lineage: Eukaryota; Metazoa; Chordata; Actinopteri; Siluriformes; Clariidae
Gene: ero1b
Product: endoplasmic reticulum oxidoreductase 1 beta
Exons: 16
Coding region: 824-2293 (489 amino acids)
Biological process (GO): protein folding in endoplasmic reticulum
Cellular component (GO): endoplasmic reticulum; endoplasmic reticulum membrane
Molecular function (GO): thiol oxidase activity; FAD binding; protein-disulfide reductase activity
Source: RefSeq, a predicted model, not a curated record